Molecule: messenger RNA, 1079 nt
Organism: Drosophila rhopaloa
Lineage: Eukaryota; Metazoa; Arthropoda; Insecta; Diptera; Drosophilidae
Gene: HmgD
Product: high mobility group protein D
Exons: 3
Coding region: 133-471 (112 amino acids)
Molecular function (GO): transcription cis-regulatory region binding
Source: RefSeq, a predicted model, not a curated record
ACCUACUCGCUUUCGUUCUGCCGACAGACGCGUUGUUCCGUACAGUUUUUUUCGAGCAACACACGAGCAAGCUCGAAGCACAAAGACCUAGUUGUAACACUUGUUAAAUAGUAUCAACAAACACAAACUAAAAUGGCCGAUAAACCAAAACGCCCACUCUCCGCCUACAUGCUGUGGCUCAACAGUGCCCGCGAGUCGAUCAAACGGGAGAAUCCCGGCAUUAAAGUCACCGAGGUGGCCAAACGCGGUGGCGAAUUAUGGAGGGCAAUGAAGGACAAGUCGGAGUGGGAGGCCAAGGCUGCCAAGGCCAAGGACGAUUACGAUCGGGCUGUCAAGGAGUUCGAGGCCAACGGCGGCGGUGGCGGUGCUGCCAACGGUGGAGCCAAAAAGCGCGCGAAACCAGCGAAAAAACCAUCCAAGAAGAGCAAGAAGGAUGAGUCCGACGAGGACGAUGAUGAUGAGAGCGAGUAGACUGCUCACCCAACCUCUAUUAUCCAUCACCAAGUCACACACAACCAGCCAGAACCCACAAUACAAAAACACUGGUGGCAACACCACAUUCAGCAUCCAACAUCCACUAUCCCCCUUAAUACUACAGAAAGCCCAAUCUGUCAUCUCAUCAACAACAUCAACAAACAAGAUCUGUUGAGGUUGCAACUAAAAUUAUACAUACGAGAGAACAAAAAUACGCGAAAAUAAGCAAAUCUGUAUUUAUACAUAUGAAUUUAAGUUUAUAGUAGUCGUUUCUUUUAUAAUACCCAUAAACAAAGAGGACAGCCAACAGGAAAGGAGAAAAAGGAAAGAGAAGAAGGAUGUACGUUGAGGUGUUUAUUUUUUUUCGAUUCUGCGACGUUUCGCUAAGAUAAGCGAUGCGUUUGGGAAAUUGAAGAGAAAAUAUAUCUUGCAUAUAAAAUUUGUAAAGUAAACGAUAACAUAAUUCCAUUAAAAAUAAAAAAGAUACAAAAAUUGCUAGUUGUUCUCUCGGUAGUUGGAUGAAAUCGAUUCGAUUAUGAUCUGUACAUUUUAUGAUCGGGCUGGAGAAAGGGAAAAACAAUCUUUUCACAUACACAAACAAAACA